AUGCAGUUAUCAGUUCUAUCUUAUUACUUGAAUUUAUAUAUCUUACCAAUAAUAGUUGUGUUUGGUGUUGUUGGUAAUCUUCUGAGUGUUUAUAUAUUUACUCGUCCAGCACUUCAUCGUUCGUGUUCAAUAUAUUUCCUUGCUGGAUCAAUCAACGGUCUUAUAAUUCUCCUGUUCGGUACGUUUCUUCAAUGGUUGACACAGAUAUUUCCUGUUUUAUACGCAACUGGCGUCAGCCUUGAAUACUGCCGUUUUCGAACGUUUAUGCUUUAUGUCAUUUUUAAUUUGGCUCCAUAUUUCACAGCUUGCGCCACAAUCGAUCGAUUUUGUUCCAGUUCAGUCCAUCCUAAACUACGUCGUUUAAGCUCUCGAGCUCGAAUCGCUUAUAUAGUAAUACCUAUUAUCAUUUUCAUCACGGCUUUAGCUUACAUGCACAUCGUUGUUCGAUUCAACAUUGAAAAUCUCAGAUGUCAAUCAGAAUCUGGCUUUUAUCAGAAUUUCUUUCCCUUUUUCACAACAGGGUAUUAUUUUAUCGCUAUAUUCAUAGUUCUUAUAUUUGGACUAGGCACCAGCUAUAAUAUCCGAAUUCAAACUCAACGGAUUCAACCGAUGAUCAGCACGGUAACUAAUCCGACAACGAGAGAAAAACGACGUGCCCGAGGCGAUAGUCAAUUGUUACUCAUGUUAUUCAUACAUGUUGUAUGUUAUGCCUUUCUUGCUUUACCAUAUCAUCUUUCACUAAUAGCAGCAGCUAUUCAACCGGCACUUCUUACAGAUAAGGUAUUUCUAUUUGUUUAUCAAAUAACUUAUAUUACACUCAAUCUUAGUCAAGCGAUCAAUUUUUAUGUCUUUACGUUAACAGCGAAUUUAUACCGGAAAGAACUGCAGAAUCUCAUCAAUCGACUCAAACUUCUGUGCUCGGCUCCAUAA
Adineta ricciae is the source of this 930-nucleotide messenger RNA. NCBI's taxonomy places the organism in Eukaryota, Metazoa, Rotifera, Eurotatoria, Adinetida, Adinetidae. The record is from the annotation of a GenBank genome assembly.